Schizosaccharomyces octosporus yFS286 is the source of this 1292-nucleotide messenger RNA. RefSeq names its product TIM22 inner membrane protein import complex anchor subunit Tim18. Gene Ontology annotation, cellular component: membrane; mitochondrial envelope. Gene Ontology annotation, biological process: mitochondrial electron transport, succinate to ubiquinone; tricarboxylic acid cycle. The coding region runs from base 159 to 638 and encodes 159 amino acids. Lineage: Eukaryota; Fungi; Ascomycota; Schizosaccharomycetes; Schizosaccharomycetales; Schizosaccharomycetaceae. The transcript has a single exon. Gene Ontology annotation, molecular function: heme binding; ubiquinone binding. The record is from RefSeq and is a predicted model, not a curated record.
GUUCGUUAUGAAUUUACCGACUGCUGUGCGGUAUGCUAUCGUUAGCGCUCACGCUUAGUGUCAUAUCCACCAAUGGUGUAGGACUGGAUUCCGCCAAUAUAAACUCACCGACUGCCUAUACUGUAGUAGCUGCCUUUAACCAUUUUGGAAAUUGAAAUAUGUUGCAGACACGCCUUGGAUUUGGUGCUCUUCGUCAAAGCUCUGUUUUCUUUGCUGCAAGACCCUUUACUUCUAGCGCUGUAAGACAAAUCUUCCCUCCUCCUCCUCAAUCCAUCAAAGGUACUGUCAACGAUGCUGCAGUAUUCCCUCCUCCUAGUAAGUUUCACGGAAGUUACCACUGGAAUUUUGAGCGUAUUGUCGCAAUUGGUAUGGUCCCUCAAGUCGUGAUGCCACUUUUCGCCGGUACCUCUCAUCCCAUUUUGGACGCUGCUCUUGCUUGCACCAUGAUUACGCAUGCUCAUUUGGGUUUUGAAUCAUGUGUCAUUGACUAUUUCCCUAAGCGCAGAUUCCAUCGUAUUGGCCCUCUUGUGCACUGGAUCCUCCGUGGCUUCACAGUCCUCACCUUUAUCGGUGUUUAUGAAUUUAACACUAAUGAUAUUGGCUUGACUGAGGGCAUUAAGAAGCUUUGGAAGGCAUGAUCUAUUUAGUUUUGUGUUUUCAUGUGUCCUUCUUGGUAAAUUCCUCUCGUAGGUGUCUUAUUUGCCUUAUACCUAGUAUAAUAAUUAAAGGUUCUCAAUUUCCCCCUUCAAUGAAAAGAUUAACGUUUCUCAACCAUUUCCCCCCCUCGAUUUUUAAUCCUCACCUCGUCGCUCUUCGUUUUUGAUUUUCUAUACACGUACAGGCGAUUUGAAUGUUUCUCUCCAUUUGGGUAGUCACCAGACAUACAUACAUUCAGGUUCCAUCGCACUUUCGACGUUUCUUCUAUUUUUGCAAAUAUUUGCUAUUUCUGCUACUUGUUCUGUCUCUCAACCUCAAUCAGACUUUCGCUCCAUUUCACGCUGGAACUGUUUUCCUAGAGGACAUCAUUUCUAUUUCUGUUUAGCUCGUUCAUAUCUUUUUCACAGCAAUUUCUUGCAUUACAGUAAUGCUUAAUUCUGAAGUUCAAGGUAUGGAUUCUUAUAUGAGAUACGCCAGCCGAACGAUCUUUUUUAAUAAGGAAGGAAGAAUUGUAUUUCAGAACUUCUGAAUGAGAGGCUUAUUGACUAAGUAAUUGCAAUUUGAUAGUUUCAUAGGAAAUCAAAAUUUAAAUGUAUCAAUCCAUCUCUGUAUAUUUUCUUAUCCGAUUAAUCGUA